GAUAAUUCUACCUCUCAAGUAUCUAUAAUCAUCGCCCUGAAAAUAAUCUCAACCCCUCAAUUCACCCAUCAUCGCCUGUUAAAAACCUCGGAAUAGUUCAAGUGCUAUUUACACGCAUAACCGGGUCCAUAAUAUUCUCCCGAUCCCCUCAUCAUCUCAAUCGCGAGAAUACCCACUCCUGAAAUGAAAUGCACACAACCGCGUGAAGAUAAAACUUUUUAAUUGGCCCACGGUGGGGUCCAGUGGCGCUGUUAUACCAUUGGAAAAAUGGCGAAGAGGCACAAGGAUGUCGAGCAAUUCGUAGUCGUCAGACGUAAGUGUAGUAUCGUUUACGGGUCACCGGGAGCAAGAGAGAAAGAGAGCCAUCUCCAGCAAUGUCAUUAAGGGUCCCGUAAUAUUCCACCGAAAAGCUCCUGCGGGACGCAGUGUUGACCUGGCAUUGGAGAGAACUAGAGAAAAAAAAACCCAGGGGAAAAAAAAACGAAAUAAACAGUGACGCGCGUCAGGAGCGAGUGUGAGUGAGAGGGAAUGGAGUAUCGGGCGAACAGCGGCACCAGCAGUACGACCGGCGGCAGAGGACAGAGGAACCGUAGAGCCUCGACCCAUGUCGAUGGACCCAGGGGUUGGGAUGCUGGUUGCGCGUGCUCGUUGAGCUUCGGCCGAACUCGUGAAUCUCCGUCGAUCUCUGCGGGGGCAGAGGCCUCCCCACCCCAGCCUCUCAUUGCUGACUGCUCCCUCCCGGUCGUGAGGCACACACGCGUCUGUUCCUUCGACGAACGAGGUACUUCAUAUACGCCAGUCAAUUUUAUUGCGUGAAUUUUUGAGGCCUCAGCAGUAUGGUACACCACACCGGUACACCGUCAAUACAGACUGUUUGUUUUGUUCGUCAGUGAGUAUUGAUACUGUAAACACAACGUGUCGUGAAUUUUCCCACCCCUCCCUGAGUUCUUUGUUAUAUUCGUCCCUUUUUGAGUUUUAUUUCGUGGAAAAGUAGCCUGUGAAUAUCAGUGGACAAUUGGCAAUGGCCAUGAUCGUGUGAUAAUGAUUCGUGGGCUGGUGUAGCGGAUACCUGGCUAUUCGAGUCAAUGAUCCUCAGGCAGGAUCGCAACUUUAGGGUUACAAUAGCGGUGAAAAACUAACACGCGCCACUUAGCGACACGUGAACCCUACGUUGGAUCGAUUCUAGUGCGUGACGCGCCCGCUUUUUCUCGUGAAAAAAAAAAAGGGGGGUGAGAUCACCGGAUUUAUCGCUAAAAUCGCAAGUCCUCGGUGCAUUUUCUACUCGUUUAUGGGCAUGAGGGACUCGAGCAUCAGUGGGUGAUACAGAAGUGUUUUUGUCAGCUGGACUUCGCGGUGAGUGCGUUAAAUUCUAUCUGUAAAGCCUAAUAACAGGCCGGUGAGCCUCUCGAGAUUGUGUAAAUACGCCCACUCGGCAAUACGUGACCACGGAUUAUCAUUUUUUUUUUCUUCUGAACGUGAAAAUAAAAGUGCGCGAGAGACUGCUGUGUGUGCAUCGAGAAACUCACCAACUCCGGUUUCCUGAUUAAACUGGCUACGGUGCGCAUAGCUGAGUGACUCGAGUGAAUAAAAAGAAGGGUGAAUUGAAAGAAAAUACAUUGUUGUGCGGGGAAAGAGUGAUAAAUGUCCUUGCUCGAUGUGGAGGAGUGAGGUGCGAUGAUAUAUAUGUAAACGGCUGAAAUAUUGGAACUCGUGACGUCAAUUUUGUUCCGGGGUCAACGCUAUCGAGUUUCGGAAACGCCCCACGCGCGUAUCAAAAUUGACGUCUAUCAUCGCAAUUUCGGGGGGAAAAAGUCUCUAGUCGGGUAGAACAAUUGUUUCGGUUUUUUUUUGGUGAGAGGUAGGGGUAGUAACAUUGGUGUUGUGUGUUUGUGUGUGUUAGUUUGGCCAGAGUGAUUUGGGAGUUAAUGGCUCUGUGGAAUUAAGGAGAUCGGGAGAACACGUUGAUGAUGAAGCUCCAACUCAGGCCCAGUGGUGCGUCGACGAUGACGUCAAUGCUGAUGAUCGUCCUGGCUGUACUGUGGAUAUCGCAGGAUGUUAGAGGUAAGCUCUCAAGAAUUAUUUUAUCUACUUUGAGAGGAUGACGUAGGGCAACUUGAGCGAAUGCGAAGUGAGUCAACAAUUCUUCCAAGUGAGGCCGGUUAACAAGUCGGUGCAGGAGGGUGGCUCGGUAAUGAUUCCCUGUGUCGUGGCGAACCGGAUGGGAAUCGUUCAGUGGGCCAAAGAUGGAUUUGCCUUCGUCGUUCAACCUGGAGGCAGCAUUGUCGGCUAUCCAAGACUGAGGUUAAAGGGUGAUCAGGCACAUGGGGUUUAUAAUUUAACUAUUACUGAUGCUUCACUGACUGACGAUGGGGAAUAUCAAUGUCAAGUUGGUCCCUAUGGGAAGAGCAAAGCCAUUCGAGCUAAUGCACAUCUGGUGGUUAUCUCUCCGCCUCAAAAAGUGGAAGUCAAUGGUCAUCCCAAUCACGGUAAAAUUGAGCUGAACGUUGGCGAAUCGAAGAGUCUGGAGUGCACGGUCAGUUUCGCAAAACCAGCCGCUACAAUAGUUUGGUAUCGUGGAAAUUUUCCGAUCAAAGGUGGUGAUACGAGCGUCACUCCAAUCUCCAUUGAAGACGAUAAAGAAAUACCAAAGCCAGGAGAAGCCAAGCGGAAGCUCCUGAAAUACGACACUCGAAGUUCAAUGACAAUUGCGCCUACAGUCGAUGACGAUGGGAUGGAUUAUGCGUGCGAAGCGAGACAUCCGGCCAUUCCCAUUGACAGACCAAUGCGUGCAACAGUAAAACUCUCAGUAUUUUAUCCACCGGGUGCUCCGUAUAUUGAGGGCUACAACGAGGGUGACGUUAUACAUCGUGGUCAGAAGGUGGAGCUUGUAUGCAGAUCACGUGGUGGUAAUCCACCGGCUCAAGUGGUCUGGUUCAGGAAGGAUGAGGUCAAGAGUAGUGUUUAUCGUACCUACAACAGCCUCUCCGAGAAUGUCCUCUCAUUUGAGGCUCAGUCAGAGGACGACAAGGCACGUUACCGUUGUGAGGUAUCAAAUGUCAUGAGUGUCACACCAAUGAAAGUUCACGUUGAUUUAACAGUCCUCUUCCGUCCAGCUGCUGUUACUAUUACGGGACCCACUGAGGCUAAAGCUAAUGAGAGAGUAACUAUUACUUGCACAACAGACAAUUCUAAUCCACCGGCAGAUAUCAAAUGGACUGUUGGGGGAAUGGAAUUUAACAGUACCAACUCACAUUCUCAUCUGGCAAAGAAAGGAGGAUCGAUCACAACGUCCAAUAUCACAUUCAAUAUCAAUCAGGAUGCUAGGAGUGUUGUUGUUAUUUGUAGUGCUAUAAAUUCACGACUUGCUGAGUACACCAUGAAGACUCAUACGAUCAACGUCAUUUAUCCUCCUGCAAGACUGAUUAUCAGUGGUUACGAGGAGAAUCACCAGAUUGAUGCUGGCGCAGUACUGAAACUUCUUUGCACAGCAACAGCUGGCAAUCCCCUGGCCACUGUAACUUGGUAUAAGAACGACAAAGAGAUAAUGGGCACCAUAAGGGAGCGAGAUCACGCUGUGUCAAACGAACUCGAGAUUCUCGUUAAUGCAUCAGACAAUAAUGCACACAUGAGGUGUGACGCUGUCAACUCAGCGACAAUAAUUCCAAUGAGUAAAACAAUUAUUCUGAAGGUGAACUUUCCACCUGCUCAAGUAAAAAUAACACGUGAACCCAAGGAAUUGCGAGCUGGCGAGACUGGCAAAUUAAUAUGCGAAUCUAGUAGUAGUAAUCCAGCGGCAGAAAUGUCCUGGUGGAAAGCGGGAAUUGCGGUUGACGGAACGAAAAAUACAUCGAGAAUUGGUUUACACGGGGGCUACGUGUCCACUGUCGAACUACAGCUUCAGUUGACUGACAGUAUGAACAGUGAGGUUUAUACUUGUGAAGCGAGGAAUUCUAAGAUGCAAAGGUCAACUCACGAUGCCACGACACUGAAUAUUCUAUACAAACCAAUAUUCACGUCUAUCGAUUCGACGGAGCUGGUGGGUAUGGAGGGUGAGCCGUACGUCAUAUCAGUAUCAGCCAAGGCCAAUCCAACGAACAUUAAUUACUCGUGGACGAGGGAUGGACUGCCCUUGAGCCGAGACAGUGCGAAAAUUAAAGCACGUGACUCGACGUUGAAUAUUACGAAACUACAUAGGAAUGACGCUGGAACAUAUAUUUGUCAAGCUUCUAACAAGGAGGGUUCCACGUAUUAUCAGCUCAAUAUAACAGUUCAAUACGCUGCUGAAAUAAAACGGACAUCAGAAUCAGGAAUGGUGUAUCCUGGUGAUAGAGAGGCUAAAUUAUUCUGUGAAUUGGAUGGCAGUCCAAUUGCUGAUGAAUACGUAACGUGGUACAAAGUUGGCUCGACAACGGAAUUGUCGAGUCGUUAUUCAACCUCUUUUAUCAACAAAACUUCGUAUCUACACAUCAGCAAUCCAACUGAAGAGGACGUCGGUGAAUACAGAUGCAACGUUAACAAUGGAAUUGGAAAUGUUACGUCAAAGCCCAUCCUCUUUAUCACUAAUUUUGAGCCCCAGAUGACGAACACAGCGAUAAUGAAGAAAGCCGCUGCUAAUACUGGCUCUGAUGUGAAGCUUUCGUGCAAAGCACGUGGCUCACCACUACCGAAAUUCGUCUGGUACUUCGGAGAGAAAACACUUUUACCCAACAUGACGUCCCGCAAAUACGAGAUCUCCAGGAAAGAGGUCUCCAAAUUGGAGGUACAAUCAACAUUGACGAUAUACCACGUGAAUCAACGUGAUUACGGGACCUACAACUGCAGAACUGAAAAUCGUCUCGGCAAAACGUCAGACUCUGUACACCUCGAUGUCACCUCACCCCCAGAUCAGCCAAGUGAUCUUCAAGUUUACAACGUCACGCACGAUAGUGUUACGCUAAUUUGGAAAAGGGGUUUUGACGGUGGUCUACCAACAUCUCAUCGUAUCAGAUGGAGGCAGGCUAAUGAUUAUAUCGACAGUUAUUAUUAUCUUGACGUUAAACCCGGCGAUUACACAGCAACGAUAACAGGCCUCAAUUUGGGGACGUACUACGUCUUCAGUAUAAUGGCGAGAAAUUCUAAAGGCGAGAGUCCCUUUCUGCCGGAUCUCGUUAAAAUUCAGACUCUGCGCCCGAAUAAUCGUGACAGACAGCAGGAUGUGAUCCUGAAAACGAGUGAUAUACCCAUGAAUUAUAUCUAUACUGUAGCAGCAACGUCAGCCAUCUUUUUUAUUAUUAAUCUUUGCAUCUUAUUGUGGUACAUUGUACGAAAACGAAGUAAAGAUCGUAUCAACAAAUCCCAAACAGCCGACAUGUACGCACCAUCCACUGUCAAUGGAGACACAAUGACGGGUGAAUUAAGUUCAGUAUCGGAUGAGAAGAGUGACGUUAAUUUCGACGCUAAUGAUUACGUGGACGAGGGGAGAAAGACAGCAGCCAGUACAUAUUUAAUAGAUCAGAGUAUCCAAGAAUUUGGUAAAAGUAGCCUUGAAAUGCAGGUACAUCAUCAAGGAACACUUGGCAGACGUGGAAAUCACGUGUCCAGUAUUCUACCUAUGGAUUCACCCCCACAACGCACCACUGCCAGUGGUACACUCUCGGUAUCGAAAUCGAGUUACAUCGGGAAUCCCAGUCCAGCACCACCGAGCGACGUAAAUUUCUACAGUGUGGAGAUGGACAGUGGCCGUUAUACCGGAUAUGAAGCAAAUCCAAGCCCUGUACCGGUGAUGAACGAACCCGGUCCAGGUGCCUACUAUCCGUCCCUAGGAGGUCCAAUACAUGGAAAUCAAUUGCACACAACCGGUACCGGUACACUGACGAGGAACAGAACAUUGCCAAGACCGGUGCCCCCCCCAGACGUCACUGUUAUGACUGCCGGAGCAAAGUCACCAAUUCCCCCAUCGGUACCCCCCCCGCCAGCUACAUUUGCACGUGCGGGCCCCAUCCCCGUACAUUCCCACGGGCAUCCACUGUCAACUUUUACAUCGACACCUAGUUACUCGGAUAUCGAUGGACAUCUCGUCUGAAACUCGCUCAAUGUCUCGGUUGUGGCUAAUCAUCCAAUGCUGUCACCGGUCACAUCGAGGCUAGAUAAUAAAGUCAGGUCUGAACGUGUUACGCAACUUUAAUUUAUUUUAUAUUAUUUUAUUUAGGUGUAAAGAUGAAAAUAUUUGGAGGAAGGAUCCAUUGGUAGUUCGAUAUCACUGGAGAGUCGUGUAUCAUCCUGAUGGGUUUACUACUUCCGUUUACAUUAAUAGAAAGAAAGUCUUGAUGAAGGUGCAUGUUUUCUUGUAUCAAGAGACUCAUGACUAAAAAAUUGAUGAAGUCAUAAUUCCAUGCAAAACUUAAUCUAUUAAUUCAAUCAUUUUUGUUACAUUUAAAUUGAAGUCGUAAACUUAUUAGUGCGACAGGCAAAAGCACUUCUGAUUUUGAACCAUCAGGGAAAUUUUCCUUUAGCAGAAAAACUUAGCGCUCAUCUCGAGAAGUUCAAUUAAAUUUUUAUUGGAAUUCUAUGAGGAAUCCUAGCACUGAGUCUUUCGAAUAAAAUGUUUUUUUUUUGGGGGAAUUUCGGAAUCUGGAAAUUCUGUGGCUAUUGCCUUUGCUGCUUUAGUAAUGACCCAUUUUGAUCAUUUUUUUCAUUUUUGAACUUCUGAAAAAUUAUAUCAAACAUGGUAGAUAUCUAUCCUUGCAUUUCAAUUAAUUUAUAAACAAUUGGUUAUAGCCAUUAAUCAGUUAAAUUAAUGAAUUAAAAAUUGUUUAAUUCAUAACUAAAAGUUAGACAUAAUAAUAGUCUAUUUCUUUAAUUGUGUAUGUUGUAUUGACGAGUAUUUUAUAUUUUUUAUACUAUACUCGUAUUUUAUAACUCCAUUUCAUAAACAAAUUUAUCGAGUGUAUCCUUUUAAAGGAAACAAAAAAUUUAAAAACACAUAUUUCUCCUGUUGGAAAUAAAUUUCCAAACGCUGUUACCAAUGAAAAAAAUUGCGGUGAUAUAAAUUUUUUUUUAUUAAAUCCGACCCUAGUUUUCGACAGAAUCAAAAUAGGUAAUAAAAGAGCGCCAAACACGCAAGCUUGAUCGAUUCCGAAAUCCCUCCCUCGUUACGUACUAAAUUGAUGAUUCAUUACUUUGAUAAGCACUAAAAUUUGGUCAAUUAAUCCGUCAUUCGGCGGUUCGGCAUAAUCAGGAGGUCCAGUCCACAAUUAAACUGCACAAAAAAACGCACCUCCUGAGAAUUCAGUCACCAAUUCGUCGAAGUAAUGAUCCCAUCAAUCACGUCACCGAUUGCUUUAACUACCCAGUAAUUUACAAAAAAAAAACUGGCUUUGCACUUUCUGAAUGAGAAACGAGCAACGCAUAAUUCCGUGUACAUACUCGAUCAUAACGAAUUUUACACACUUGUGAAUCACACCUUUCGUCGGGCACACAAAGUCCUCAACUCCUGCGACGUAUUUUAGCCCUCACGAGCUAUCAAAGUCAAUAGGUGCAUAAAUUCUAUGCGAAGGGGUGAAGACAAAAAAAAAUAUGGGCUCUCCAUCAACGAAGGGAUUUCAAUUGAUUGUAAUAUAUUGUAGUGGAUUUUUUAACGACUCGAUUCCUCCCGUGUGGUGAUAAAUAUCCUCGGAUAGCAGAUCGAUAAAAGAAAAUUAGUCGAUAAGUUGUAAAUUUUUUUGUUCCAAUAGAGUAAGAAAGAAGUAUUGCUCCUGUCCUCUCCACAAAAGCUCGGAAAAUGAAAUUUUUUGCGCUCUCAGUUAACUGAAUAAUCACAAUACGAUACGUUAUAUUUUUUCAAUUUAUUUUAUAAAGUUUAAUCCGUGUAAAUAGAGAUAUACGUAAAUUUAAUGAAUAAUUAAACGUCUCUGAUUGAUAUCUCAACCAUUCAAAUAAAUGACAAAAUACCUAAUAACAAGAAUAAUAAUGAUAAUACGAAAAAACAAGUAAUGACAACGGAUCAUAUGAGGGUCUCACGAUAAUAUUGCAUUAUAAAAUACCGACAAACAUUUAAAAAAACAGAGAAAUAUUAUGAAGACAAUGACUAAAGCAUUUCUUUUCGUAGAGCAUAAGAGUGCACAGGCAUUUGAGGAUUAAUUUGCCAUUGAUUGAGACGUAUUUACUAUAAUUUUGUCAUUCCAAAAAAAGCCUAAGUAGUAUAUAUUUUUGAAAAGUACUAAAACGUGGAUGAGAAAAUUAUUGAGAGUAAAAUUUCCAUUUUCGUCUGUCUAUUAAAAAAAUGCAACUGCAGCAUGCAAUACACAUACGUAAUGGAAGAACUAUUGAACAUGAUGAGGUAAAAAAGCUGAAAUGUGAUGCAACUACUGCCUAAAAUUUAUUUUAAAACAUGUUUGAAAGUAGAGAAGAUAAUUUGCCAGACGAGUAAAUGUACCAUAACGCGAAGGUAAAUAGGACAUUCAGUAUAUUCAGUGGCCCGUAACGUCACAAAUAACACCAGAAAUGUGUGUUCCAUGCUCGGUUAGUAUUUUCGGAAAGUUUUUAGCGUAAAAGAGUAAAAGAAAAAAAGUGAGGAGAGAAAAAAAUUUAAAGGAAUUUAUGUAGACUACGCCGAAUGUUAUUUGAUUAUUGCAAUUAUUUGUUGAUGAAAAAUGAGUAAAAGUGGUUAGUAAUUCACAAGCUUAUUGAGACAUGUAUUGUUAUAAUGCUGUUGUGUGUGGAGUCGACAUUGGAUCGGCUUAGACUGAUGAUAUUAAAAUGAUGAAAAUGAAAAAAAAAUAAUUAAAAAAAAACAUUCACGUAUGCUCAAUUAGAGAACAUGUUCGCGCAUAAUUAAGAAUUCUAUUUACAUAUACAUGUUUUAUAUUUGUAAUUGACGGAAAAGGACAUUGAUUGACUGGAAUGAAAAUCAUCUAUACUAGUAUGACGUGGACGAGAACAAGAGAGAAAGAGAGAGCGAGAGAAAAACAAAUGGGUGAGAGUAAAUGAUAACAUUCGAUAGAUUAUGUAAUCUCCAAAGUAUUUGCUCAUCAAAGUGCUAGACAAGUUUAAGAAGGGCCGAUUAUUUCGUCCAUAAUAGUACCUUGGAGAUGGACAUAUACCAUCUGAUAAUGGCAUGAUAUUUCAUAUUUUACAUAAAGAGGUGAUGAAAAAUGAAGAUGAAAAAAAAAACAGAAAAUAAAAUUAACUCAUUAUUCCGUUGAUUAUUCUAAGGCAUAGUCAAUCCUAAUUAUACAAUCACUAAAGUAUGAUGAGUAAAUGAGAGGGAAAUAUUACGUAAAUAAUCGUUUUAAUGUGUAAAUAAUUGUAAAUAAAAUUUAGAUAGUUAUGAAGAAUUGAAAAAUGAUCAUGGUUAAAGACAAAAACUUAAUAACGAAUUAUAUCAAUGCUACGAGAGAAUUUUCAUCAAUGAUCGUAAGCUUUUUUGUAAUGCAUGAAUGAAUGAUAAUCACGUAAACACUUGUUAUGUUAUUUUUUAUUAUUUCGUUCGAACAGAAUGAAAUAUUCAUCGAUGGUGGUGGCCCCUCGAAGAUGCAGAUUAUCGUGGCAAAAUAGACAUUAAAAAUAAUUAUACUGCACCGGAACUCGUUUUAAAGAGAACAACAAUUAUAAAGUUAUUUAAUGUAACUCUCGGUCUUUCAAUUUUUCAAUUGUAUAAAUAUAUAUUCGCGAAUUGAUUGUCGCUCAAGAAAAUUUAAUAAAUGUUUGGAAAGCAUUAAAAUGUAAUUCGUUGAUGAAUUGGCAUGAGGUGAAUUGUUUGAAUAAUGACUCAAUUUUUUAAAGGGGGAGAAAAACAACCAAAAUAACAAAAAAAUAUUCGCAUUUUCUUUGAGAACGUACCAACAACGUGUAUUGGUAUGCCGCUUCCAUUUAUGUGCCAAUAAGUGAAUGUUUUUUGAUAAAAUAAUAUUACGAAAAUAUGGAUAAUUAUCAUACUGUUACAACGGCAAGAAACAUGGUGUCCCAGAUUCGAAAAAAAAAACAAAUUUAUGAGAUAUAAACGAGAAAUUCAUCUUUAAGUGUUAAGUGUGAAAUCGCGAUCACUCCAGGAGCAAUCAUCGCUGUUUUUCCAGGUACAACGUAAAUGUUGACAAAUGCUCUCCAAUUGUAUCGAUAUAAUUGUAAUUUAAUGAAUGAAUUACCCCUCCCCCAAAGCCCCCUCCCGUACCCACCAAAACUCAUCCAUUGGUAUACUAUAAUUACUGUACAUAUAUAUAGUAUUUUUACAUUCUAAUUCUAAAUUCAAUUUCCAAUUCUAAAUGGUACAUAAAUGAAGAAUCUGUGUGCUUCGUCUGUCAUCUUCGCAUCAUUCGACAAUCUAGAGAAAUCAUCACACGAAUUGACCCCAUUUUUGUGAUUAAUUACCCAAAUUUUACAUAAUACCACUUCAUCGUAAGAAUAAAAGGCGUGCAAUGUUCCAAAAAAAAAAAAAAAACACCAAAA
Diachasmimorpha longicaudata is the source of this 10422-nucleotide messenger RNA. RefSeq names its product nephrin (gene sns). Bases 2192 to 6061 code for a protein of 1289 amino acids. The record is from RefSeq and is a predicted model, not a curated record. Lineage: Eukaryota; Metazoa; Arthropoda; Insecta; Hymenoptera; Braconidae. The transcript is spliced from 18 exons. Gene Ontology annotation, molecular function: protein binding.